ACGAUCGGACGCAUAAAUAGACAGAGAGCCAUGGAUUUUUUACCAAAAGACAAAAGGUCAAAACAUAUAAGUAUUGAUUUCUUCUUAGAUUGAGAUACAUAUGAUUUUCAAUGAGUUCAGAGUCCUUAUUAAGCCAGCAGGAGCGCCAGACAGAAGCAACAAGUGUUGACCCUAUUAACACAAUGGAAGCUCGAGUAGGCCACCAAAAAACUAAAUUGUACAAUAGCUUAUAUGUUUUCACAUCAUCCUUAGGGAUAGGUCUGAUUGUGUUAUUACUAUUCUGGCUGAUGUACUAUAGAGAUGGUUUUUCCUGGCAGGCUGACCCAAAAAAGCAGUUUAAUUGGCAUCCUUUUAUGAUGGUUCUUAGUAUGGUAUUCCUUUAUUCACAAGCUAUUCUAAUAUACCGAACUGGCAGAUAUAUGUCCAAGAAGAAACUGAAACUACUUCAUGCUGGAAUCCAUUUGUUGGCGUUUAUUUUAUCAGUUAUUGGCCUUAAAGCUGUUUUUGAUUCACACAACUUAGCUACACCUCCUAUACCAAAUCUCUACAGUCUCCAUUCUUGGAUUGGACUAUUAACUGUUAUUAUUUAUACAAUUCAGUUUUUGGCCGGAUUUAUAUCAUUUUUAUACCCAGGAUUGUCAUCAUCCAUGCGAAAAACAAUGAUGCCAGUUCAUAUAGUCUUUGGAACCAUAACUUUUAUAAUGGGCCUUAUAAGCGUUAUGACUGGACUUACGGAAAAAGCUUUAUUUACACUGAGCAACGACUAUUCCCGAUUUAUUCCUGAAGCAUUUGUGUUUAACUUCAUGGGCUUAAUUACCACAUUCUACGGACUUUUGGUGCUCUACUUGGUUACAGACUUAUCUUAUAAAAGACAAACUUUACCUGAAGAAGAAAUAAUUUUAAUUGGGCGGAAUAAUGAAUAAUUUUAAAUAGCUAAUGGGUAAUGAUGACCUAAUAAAUAUAAAAAGGAAAUUACCAAUUGUGUAAAUGUAUAAGUAAAAUGCCAAAAUGUAUACAUAAUAUAUAUCAAUAUUAUAAAAAAUAAAAUUAUACAUACUAUCAUCAACCA
Anthonomus grandis grandis is the source of this 1069-nucleotide messenger RNA. RefSeq names its product putative transmembrane ascorbate-dependent reductase CYB561 homolog. Lineage: Eukaryota; Metazoa; Arthropoda; Insecta; Coleoptera; Curculionidae. The coding region runs from base 111 to 923 and encodes 270 amino acids. The record is from RefSeq and is a predicted model, not a curated record. Gene Ontology annotation, molecular function: oxidoreductase activity. The transcript is spliced from 5 exons.